AUGUACCAGUACCACAACCCUAUUCCGAACCACGUGUUGUGGCCGGGAUGGGUCGAUCCGCACGCAACCCUCAUGACUGAGCCCACGGGCAUGCAGUUGUGUCCUUACCAAGCCAGCGAGGAAGAUCUUGACAAGAAGGGAAAGAGAUCACCCCCGGACUCCAUCGCCUUCAUCGCCUCCAACGGCGUCGGCGUCCCGCGGCGCAUCGGCCUCGCUCUCGCCGCCGCCGCCGCCGACCCUUACGCCUGUCUCACCAGCCCCCUCAUUCGUCCUGCCUACCCUCGCUUAGCCCCCCUCGACCUACCCGACUUCUUGCUCCGCGACCACCACCACCACCUGCGUCUCCCUGCAUCCGAGACCACCGAGUCCUGGGACAUGGUCGUCAUCGGCCCCGUCUCCUCGGGCUUCUGCUACGCCAUGGGCUGGCUCGAGCGCAUCGAGGGUCCCGACGCCAUCAGGGCUUGGUUCCGCAAGCGCAUGGGCCAUCGGUACUUCAGCUGGAGCGCAUGGCAGGAGGCUCCCAUCUUGGACGGCAGAGCGACGUACGAGAUUGAGGCAAGUGUUCCUGGGAUGCGGUACAUUGUCUUGUUGUGCGGAAAUCGCGAGACAGCGUUGGCGGCCGAGAGAAUGUUUCGGUAUACGGAUUUGACGGUGGGCGUGAAGGACCCGAAGUGUCCGUGGGGCGGAAUGCCGGAUCAGAGGGGCAAGAAGAGGUUGGUGACGAGCUUCCAGGUGGAGUGGGAGGGGUAUGAGGAUUGGUGGGAGCCGCGCAGGUGGGAUGAGAACGGAGAUCCGAUCCCGCCGGACGGUGAGAAGGAGAGUGAGUUGAGGGAUGUGGUGUAUCCAAGAAUCAAGAGAACGGAGCCGGAGGAGAGGGUGUUUUGUUGGCCGAUGAGGUUGGGGAAGCCGUAUGGUGCUUAUUGGCAGUCCAUUUGA
Messenger RNA from Neurospora crassa OR74A, 936 nucleotides. RefSeq lists its product as hypothetical. Bases 1 to 936 code for a protein of 311 amino acids. Lineage: Eukaryota; Fungi; Ascomycota; Sordariomycetes; Sordariales; Sordariaceae. The transcript has 2 exons. The record is from RefSeq and is a predicted model, not a curated record.